Messenger RNA from Penicillium mononematosum, 396 nucleotides. RefSeq lists its product as uncharacterized. The transcript has 2 exons. NCBI's taxonomy places the organism in Eukaryota, Fungi, Ascomycota, Eurotiomycetes, Eurotiales, Aspergillaceae. The coding region runs from base 1 to 396 and encodes 131 amino acids. The record is from RefSeq and is a predicted model, not a curated record.
AUGACUGCCAAGGAAAUUUCGCACCUAUUUGGCGUUGAGGAUGGUGUACUUGCUGAUCACCGACGCCUCGCCUCCUUCUCCGGAACGUGGAUUCUGGAGAUUGUUGCCCCGCCAGCCGGUUUGGAUGCCACUGGACUCCCGGUUCUCUCUCACCUUUUUGGCAUCGUCACGGACCAGUUGUGGUUCCGUGUGGAUCCGAAACGCAGCGAUGUGGACUGGCGUGCCAACAAGGAUCCCAAGGUAUCAACGAUCAUUAACGCUCGUGCAGCGUUGGGUCAGCUCAUCGGCCAUAAGGCUCCUGCGAGAAGGCUUGUGAGCCUUGUCAGAAAGGAAAUGGUCCGUUUGGCUCCUGCCAAAUCGUUUUCCUCCCUGGAUCGGGUUUCCAGUGGUCCUUAG